This is a messenger RNA of Schizosaccharomyces octosporus yFS286, 4207 nucleotides long. Its product is annotated as gamma tubulin complex Spc97/GCP2 subunit Alp4. The record is from RefSeq and is a predicted model, not a curated record. Lineage: Eukaryota; Fungi; Ascomycota; Schizosaccharomycetes; Schizosaccharomycetales; Schizosaccharomycetaceae. Gene Ontology annotation, biological process: microtubule nucleation; cytoplasmic microtubule organization; spindle assembly. Gene Ontology annotation, molecular function: gamma-tubulin binding; microtubule minus-end binding. The coding region runs from base 579 to 2912 and encodes 777 amino acids. The transcript has a single exon. Gene Ontology annotation, cellular component: mitotic spindle pole body; centrosome; spindle pole.
AGGACGAUUGUUAGUUUCCAACAGGAAAUGUAAUGGAAGAAGGACAGAAGUGUAUAUUCAUGAUGCGUUUGGGAAUUAUCUGUUACAUUUUAUAUCAACUUUUUUUCUAAGCUUACAUUUAUUAUUACAAAACAAAAAAAAACUAAGGACAACUCCAUGGUUAUUUUUCUAAUGCGAAUUGUAGAGGAAAAGGUAGGAACAGAAGCUUUGCAAUGUAAGCCAUACUACACAAGUAAAAACGUAUUUCUAUUUCGUAUUCUAUAAUACAUUAUUUACAUCUCUUUUACAUAUUUCCUCUACACCUAAACGAUUCUUCUAAGACAUUUUCGUAAGGUCGAAAUGUUCCUUAGCAUCGUUCAUACUUGUGAGACGGUGCCUUUUCAUUUAUGCGUUUAUCCAGUUCGAUUGUUAAUUGAAAAGAAUUAUAUUCAAAAAUUAAAAAUUAUUACAAGAAAGACUUUGAAUCCUAGUUUAUCGCAUGGCAAAAAGACAUACUUUUUAAUUCCCUUUUGAGAUUUCUUCUUUAAGCAUUAGACAUUGUUUAGAUUAUUUACUUCAUCUUUCAUCAUAAACAUCUCAUGGGUCAUUCAAACACAUCUGCGCUCUCGAAUGAAGACGCAGGUUUAGAGUCACCUUCUAAGAGCUUUCCUCAUGAAGAAAAUAUAUAUCAAGUUCACUUGAUUCAGGAUGUUGAAUCACCACUCAUUACAAGAUCCCAGGUAAAUUAUUUGCAUCAUGGAAAAAAAGCGAGAAACCCGUCUGAAUUAUCCCUGCGUGACCAAGAAAAGUGCUUGAUCGAUGAGCUUUUGAAUAUAUUUAUGGGCAUGGAAGGGAACUACAUCCACUUACAAGAUAUAUCUAGCUUAUCUGACUCGCAAAAGAUUGUUUCUCCUCCUUCUUUUGUUAUAUCUCCUGGUUUCGAUUUGGGACUUAAGGAUAUCGUUUCCGAAACUCUUGAGUUGGGCUCAUACUACUUAAGUAUCGUGACAUUCAUUGAACUCCGAAGUCAGUUCGAUUAUGGGUACGUAAAUCAUGCUUUGUGUGCUGCUUUAAGAAGAUUUAUGUCAGAUUAUCUUGUGCUACUCAUGCAAUGCGAGCACAGGUGUCAAGUAGAUCCUGGCUUUUCUUUGCAAACUCUUCGUUUAUAUAUAUUACCUACUUUUCGUUCUAUGAAAUUGGUUUAUUUUAUCAUACGCGACCUCGUUUUGUCGACAGAGCAUGAUCAGCAGGAGGAUGACAUGGGUUUGGAUAACAUCGACGAUUUGCUAGAAAAACUCAACCAGGGAAAUGAUAUUUCUCAAAUUAUGCAGAGUUCCAUAUCUAAAAAGAAGGUCUGUAAAGGCGGUCGUGUUCUUACCUACUUGACGGAUGCUCUAACCAAUUAUGCCGGUGACCCUAUCGCCCGAAACAUUUUAACAUUUCUGCUUCGAGAAUCCUCACGUCCAUAUAUGAGGUUUUUAAAUUCUUGGAUUCACGAGGGAAAGAUUGAUGAUCCUUAUGAAGAAUUUAUGAUUAAAUCCCACAGGAGUCUGAGUUCACAAAGACUUGAUGAUGACUAUACAGACGAAUAUUGGGAAAAGCGCUACGUUAUUCGUGAAGACCAGGUUCCUGUCCAACUUUCCCAGUUAAAAGAUAAAGUUUUACUUGCCGGAAAGUACUUGAAUGUCGUAAUAGAGUGCAAGCAAGCAUCGGGAGAAAAUGCUGGUCAAACCUUGGCAAUCAACCCUGAAGAAGGAAAUACUAGAUGGCCGGAUACGUUUGAAGAUGAUAGUUUUACCAAAAACAUUAUAGAUGCUUAUGUCUACGCAAACGAGUCUCUGUUAUUGUUGUUGCAAUCUUCGCAGUCGCUUUACAGUCACUUACAUGCAUUGAAGCAUUAUUUCUUUUUAGAUCAGUCUGACUUUUUUUCUACCUUUUUGGAUACAGCACAGCAAGAGUUACGGAAACCUGUAAGACUUAUUUCUGCCACCAAGCUGCAGUCGCAGCUGGACUUAUCCCUCCGUCAACCGGGUACAAUCACAGCAGUGGACCCAUUUAAAGAGUAUCUGACACUUGAAUUAAAUCAGACUUCUUUGAUUGACUGGUUAAUGCAUAUCGUCAGCAUUAGCGGAUUGGAAGAUUCGGCAUUGGGACAGAACGAAAAAGGAAUAAUGGAUCAUUUUACGAAUCGAAUGGAUAGUGGGAGUGACCAAAAGAGCCAAAAUUCAUCCUCAAAAGGAAUGACAGAAAAAGAAAUUGAUGGGUUUGAAGCGAUGCAGUUUGGAUACAAAGUUCCGUUUCCCUUGUCUUUAAUUCUAUCAAGAAAGGCGAUUAUUCGAUACCAGUUGUUAUUUCGCUUUUUCUUGAUGGUCAAGCGUGUGGAAAUGCAAUUGGAAAACAGCUGGCUCCAUCAUAGUAAGAAACCCACUUGGAAGAACAAGUCGCCCUUUCCCCGGAUUGAGCGGUGGAAGAAAAAAGCAUGGUUUAUGCGAACCCGUAUGCUUACGCUGGUGCAGAAAAUUCGCUAUUACAGUAUGAACGAAGUCAUAGAAACGCAUUGGCCUGUGUUUAUGAAGAGUAUAGAACACGCACGUACUGUGGACAAUUUAAUGCAAGAGCAUGUUGACUUUUUGGAUACAUGCCUUAAGGAAUGCAUGCUGACAAAUUCAAAGCUAUUGAAGGUGAAUGCGAAGUUGCUGGGAACAUGUGGCAUGUUUGCAUCAUACACUAGCUCAUUUACAAGGUCCUUGCAACUUGCUGAGACAGGUGAGGAGACUUAUGACGAUGUACGGAUGGACAAGAUGGAAGACAUUUUAAAACGCUAUGAAGAGAAUUUUGUUCAUCAUUUACGGGUCCUGAUGGACGCUUGCAAUUAUUAUGCCAGUACAGAGACAGCAGCAUUGUUGAAUCUGGUUAUGAGAUUAUCUACUUAGUUUAGGGAUUAAUGGAAAAUAAACUAUAAUUUGAGAAAGAAAAGAACAAGCAAACUAUGUCGAAUCUAGUUAGCUAUGUGGAUUUGCGACUUGAUUUGUACAAUGUGGUAAUUGUACUACUUUGCAUCGUACAGAUUCGAUGUAGAAGUCUGAAAGGGGAAUGGAAGAAAGAAGCGAUUUUCAAUAAGGAAAUGAAAAAAGAAAGACUACAAUCUUUUUCAGUCAUCUACACAUCAGACAUAUCAAAAGCUAACUAGAAGAAACCAAGAGAGGAAGAAAAGAAAUUUUUCAAACAUGCAACAUCAUUAAGAGUCGGGCUCCGUAACUUUAACUUGCAGAACAAAAGAGACAAAUGCAUGUCCAACGCUCAAAUGCAGAAUACGAUGUAUUCGUACCAAAAAUUUGUUUCGCAAAAAGAACGUUAUUAAGCAUCGUAGCAACCGAGUACGGUAACGAUUGAAUCGACACAGAAAACUUACAAAAAUGGGAGCGAUAACUAUAACAUCAGUCCAUUUUAAUGAAUUGUUAGGGAAAAGAUCGAUCCCCCAUGCAAACUUGGGCUAGAAGAUUGCAAGCGAUGAGCGACCAGAUGCUGUGUGUCAAAAGAAGAAAACAAAUAAAUAAGAAUAAAAGAUUGAAUGGAUCUACACACAAAAAUAUUAUUAAUGAACAAUGACUUAUUUUGACACUUGUGCUAGCUGCCUUGUAUUCCUUCCUUCCUCCCUGCUGACUUUUUUUACUACUCACAAUUCUCUCGUCUUACUGGAAGUUAUCGGUCAUCAAAGUAACGAGAAAAAAAAAUGAAAAAAUUUUUUCAAUCAGGAGAGUGAUGCAACAGCACGCAAGAGGAAACCAGCGAAGCAAAGUCAAGUACCGAAGGAGAUAAACCAAGGCAAAAAAAUAAUGUAGCACUGAACGGUUCCCUUUGAAGUGGAAUCGAAUUUUGCAACUUGGAUUUUCAGACUUUGAAAUUUUUCAUGCAACUCCAGAAGGUAAACUUCCCAUGAUUACCAUCCAGAAAGCAGAUGGAGGCAAGCGAUGACAGGUGAACAAUCAAUUGCUUUAGCCUACUGUCUAUAUAGUCCUCUCUAAUAAGUCUAGUUUGACUUCUAUAACCAAUCCAUACAAUAUCUAAAGAUGCGAUCAGAUUAUUUACAAAUGUCUUAAAAUACGUUAUAGCGAGAUUACGAAGGAAUGUUAACCGGUUCUGAAAAAUUUAAUCUACAUUUCGUCCAAUAUAAAGAAGGAAGAUUCCUUCCCUUCUUCCUUUCAUUGUGAUCUGACGUGAAACCAGG